AUGAACUUGUUGCAACAGUUCGGAACUCCCUUGACCCGUAACAUCCCCGGCUUCUUGAGACAGCCUGCUGAAGCUCUUGUCGGAGAGAAAUGCUACACCUCACUAGUUUACAACCUAAACAUUGCCGAUGUUGACUGCCUGAAAUACGCCUUGUCUAAAGGUCUUGGUCUCGGGAUGGUCAUCGGAGGAGGAAUCUUGAAAGUACCCCAGAUUGCAAAGAUCGUCUCUACCAGGUCGACCCGAGGACUGUCAUUGUCUGCCUUUAUCAUGGAGACCUUUGCCUACGGGAUCACCACCGCCUAUUCAGCCCGGAACCUCUUCCCCUUUUCGCAGUACGGCGAAAACGCCUUUCUCGCCGUUUCGGACAUCAUCAUCCUCGCCCUCUUCUUCCUUUAUGGCCCGGGAGGUACCUUACAGCCGAACGCCAAGGGUCUCAUGGCUGUUCUAGUAGGGUCGGUCGGGUUCUCGUUAUGGUUGGCUAGCGAGACUCUGUGUCCGCCUGUUAUCCUCUCGGCUCUACAAGCCAGUACCGUCCCCCUGACCGUCCUCUCCAAAGCCCCUCAGAUCGCCUCCAACCAUCGUCUCCGUUCGACCGGCAACCUCUCCGCUUUCGCCGUCUUCAACUCGUUCCUCGGAUGUGCCGUCCGAGUAUUCACCACAGGCCAAGAGACCGGGGACAGUCUGGUCUGGUGGGGUUACUUCUUGGCUGCCGUGUGCAAUGCCAUCCUGGUCGGCCAGAUGGUCCUCUAUUGGAGGAACUCGGAAGCAGGCGAGAAGUCGUCGGGGAAAGAUUUCCCGCUGACAUCUUUGGGAUACAAUGACCGGAAGAAGGCUUGA
Filobasidium floriforme is the source of this 837-nucleotide messenger RNA. RefSeq lists its product as uncharacterized. NCBI's taxonomy places the organism in Eukaryota, Fungi, Basidiomycota, Tremellomycetes, Filobasidiales, Filobasidiaceae. The transcript is spliced from 6 exons. The record is from RefSeq and is a predicted model, not a curated record. Bases 1 to 837 code for a protein of 278 amino acids.